AUGUCAGCGGAACUAUUUGCAAUUUCAGAAGCCAUGUCUUAUUCGUUUAACUUAAAACUUAAAAAUGUCGUAAUACUUACGGACAGCAAAAGCGCGUUACAGCACAUAGCUCGCUGCGCCUCUGGACACAGAGGCACAGCGUUAGCGUACACUGUGUUGCAUAAAUUAAGUACGAUACCCACUGACAUGAUAUUGAAAUUGCAAUGGGUCCCCUCACAUAUAGGGUUAAGAGGCAAUGAGGAGGCCGAUGCCUUAGCAAAAGACGCAUGCACAAAAGGCGCGGAUGUGUAUAUCUUUCCAGACUUUACUGAGAAACUACAUAAAUAUAAAAAUAUCCCGUCAAAAAAAUUUGCCUACUUGAUGAAAAAAGAACCAUCCCCAAAUUGCCAAGUUUGCGAUUCUGUUGAAGAUGUGCAACAUAUUUUGACGGAAUGUGCACGGAAUGAAAGCGAUAGACAAUCGUUACUAACUACCCUCAAGGUAAAUAGAUUAGAUAUAGGUGCUUUUCAGAGCAUCUUAACUGUACCGACCUCAGAAGAGGCUAAAAAGAUAUUUUUAUAUGUAAUAGAAUUUUUCAAACGGUACAAUACUAUCCCAUAAGUAGACAUGUAAGAAUACUAGUAUAAGGUACAAUGGGGCUGACAUAAUCAGGUAACUGAUUUAAGUCCCUAAAUA
Messenger RNA from Cydia splendana, 675 nucleotides. RefSeq lists its product as uncharacterized. Gene Ontology annotation, biological process: DNA replication, removal of RNA primer. Bases 1 to 600 code for a protein of 199 amino acids. The transcript has 2 exons. The record is from RefSeq and is a predicted model, not a curated record. NCBI's taxonomy places the organism in Eukaryota, Metazoa, Arthropoda, Insecta, Lepidoptera, Tortricidae. Gene Ontology annotation, molecular function: RNA-DNA hybrid ribonuclease activity; nucleic acid binding.